AAAAUUUGCUGAGCGGGGACACAGUACGGUUGCAGAAUGUGGUCCCCGGACACCCCACUCACCCACCACCACCACCCCCUGUACGAUGUACACUGAGGAAACACAAACCGAACCGGAAGCCGCGGACACCUUUCACAACUCAGCAGUUGCUGUCUCUGGAGAAGAAGUUCCGGGAGAAGCAAUACCUGAGCAUCGCAGAGCGGGCAGAGUUCUCUUCCUCGCUGCACCUCACUGAGACACAGGUGAAAAAUUUGCUGAGCGGGGACACAGUACGGUUGCAGAACGUGGUCCCCGGACACCCCACUCACCCACCACCACCACCCCCUGUACGAUGUACACUGAGGAAACACAAACCGAACCGGAAGCCGCGGACACCUUUCACAACUCAGCAGUUGCUGUCUCUGGAGAAGAAGUUCCGGGAGAAGCAAUACCUGAGCAUCGCAGAGCGGGCAGAGUUCUCUUCCUCGCUGCACCUCACUGAGACACAGGUGAAGAUCUGGUUCCAGAACAGGAGGGCGAAGGCGAAGCGACUGCAGGAAGCCGAGAUUGAGAAAUUGCGGCUAUCUGCGCGGCCCCUCUUGCCGCCAUCAUUUGCCCUAUUUGGGGGCCCAGGUAUUCACGGGGCCCAUCCCGGAGCUGGUCUCAUGCCGCCCCUAUUUGCAGCAGCAAUGGCCGCAGCCGCAGCUGGUAGGGGCCCUCCACACCUGGGACUGUUCUCCCAGCCGGGUCCCCAACACGGCCUGAUGGGCGCCUUGCAGCACCAGUGACGGACGAUAUCCACUCUGCAGAAAUAUUAUGAAACGACGCCUAAACGAGAAAGAAUAACCUUAAUACUUACCAGACUCCCUGAGCGUUGGUCCCCUUACCGAGACUAGUCAGCUUAUGUUCCUAGAAACAGUUCAGUUGUUUCCCCAUCCCUUCGAAUUUUCCAUUCUAUCUAUCUCCGACGUACCACAUAAGCACGAAUAUAAGGUGAUCCCCAUUUUUCCAAUGAUAAAAUCAGAAAAUAACAUAGCCUUUUUGUUACAAAAUUGAAAGUAUAAAUAUGAUGUUUUAGGACAUUAUCCAUCGUCAUAUUUUUAUCCCAAACACCGUCCUGUUUAUAUUUCAAAACACAACGUUUCGGAAGCUGGAUUCUGUCUUCGUCUUCAUGUAAAAUCUAUUCAGUUGGGCUCAAUCGAUAGAGUUAGUCCCUUGAAUGUAAUUUAAUUCUGACAGUUGCAAGCAAAAAGGACUAAAUCUUUAUUAUUAAGGAAUAAUACAUUCAUAAUUGAAUGCCUUAUAUAUAAUUCUAGGCAUUUGCACAAACGUCACUACAAUUAGUAAUUACAACUUUCACCAUCUCAUCUACAUAUUUGCUUUUACGGACCCGAAAAAAAGUGACCUCUUUUUUCUCUAAAAAGCAUUAUUUCAAAACGUCAACUUAUAUUCACCCUAAUACGAUUCUACUUGUCAGUAACAAGGAUUGCUUGGUUUUCGGCUUGUUUAACAAUGAUUUGUCGAAUGCAUUUGGUAACUAGCUUCAUACAGCUGAGUUCUUUUCCAGAAACUCUUAGUCAUUCAGUUAUUGAUGAAGUUUCCGCCUCUACUAUGAAACCCGAAAGUUUACACGCGCUUGCCACUGGACCCUAUCCAAAGCCGGCUCAUUUCGGUUCACACUCUCAACACAUGGUUCUUUGUGAUAUAAUCACUUUUCUGCUAUGUACGUCUGUCUCUCCCAAAUGAAUUUCUUCUCUCGAGGUUUAAUCCAUUAGUCAUCUCUCCACUUGUGCAAGACGGCAUCUCUUCCUGAAAUUCAUGAUGCUAAUGACAUUUCGCUCAGAGUACAAAUUAGAAAUAUCUUAAUUCACCCCUUCUGUCACUGUCUCUCUGUUUUAUUCAGUCUCCUGAGAACUCUUUCCUCAAAUAGAAAAAUAAUACCAAACAAUGCAGUAGUUAUUAAUGACUUUGGCUUACAAAGGAUUUUUUAAUUUAUCUGUCGCGGAACGUUCAAGGUAAUAUAAUAUAAUUUCGCCUGAAAGGUUUGAGAAAAUCCAUGAAAAUCAUAAUUAAAACAAGCUGUGUCAGAGCCGAGAAUCGAACCGAAUGCCUCCUGAAUACGAAGCUGAGCUUCCCACAAUGUGACACUGUACAAAAGUGGGUGCCAUCCAAACACUUGUUAUGUAUUACGAUUUAUCAGUGGACGUUCCUGGAAAUACAAGGACAGUAGAUUUCGUAUGCUCAAACCGCCCGUGAGGCGUAGAGCCAUGAAUGAGGAGAGUUGCUUUCUUAGCAGGAAUUUAAACUAAUACAAAAACCCAUUUUACUGUGAUCUUUUAUCAUUGUCGAUACGAAAUUAUAAAUUACUAAUUUAUUUUUAAUCAAGGACACUAGGCCAGGCACAAGACGAACUGGACAAGAACACGAUAAUGCCAUGAUAUACAACAGACUAAACAUUGAGGCUAUAAAAGUUCUGUUUCACCCUUCAUGUUGAAAAAUGUAUACACAUGACAGCUAUCUAAUAUUAUGUUACGUGAAAUAAUUCUAAAGUUUUUUUCUAAUUUUCUUAGACUCUUCCUUCAGUGAGGGGGCACGCGGUAGCGUAGUUG
Molecule: messenger RNA, 2588 nt
Organism: Cryptotermes secundus
Lineage: Eukaryota; Metazoa; Arthropoda; Insecta; Blattodea; Kalotermitidae
Product: homeobox protein MSX-1
Exons: 3
Biological process (GO): embryonic morphogenesis; regulation of transcription by RNA polymerase II
Cellular component (GO): nucleus
Molecular function (GO): DNA-binding transcription factor activity, RNA polymerase II-specific; RNA polymerase II transcription regulatory region sequence-specific DNA binding
Source: RefSeq, a predicted model, not a curated record